Lycium ferocissimum is the source of this 1951-nucleotide messenger RNA. Its product is annotated as nuclear transport factor 2-like. The coding region runs from base 226 to 1629 and encodes 467 amino acids. Gene Ontology annotation, cellular component: cytosol; ribonucleoprotein complex. The record is from RefSeq and is a predicted model, not a curated record. The transcript is spliced from 10 exons. NCBI's taxonomy places the organism in Eukaryota, Viridiplantae, Streptophyta, Magnoliopsida, Solanales, Solanaceae. Gene Ontology annotation, molecular function: mRNA binding.
AAAAGGACCAAAAAAAGAAAUCAAACAAGCAAAGCAUAAACCCUUUUUUCUUUACUCUUCUUCAAAAGAUCCAUCUCUCCGUGCUCUGCAAAACCCUAGAAAAUACCUCUUCCCAUUGCAUUUCAGAGACACACUUUUUAGGGUGUGUUUGUAAAACAGAGAAACUUCAGGGACUAAACACAACAUAUAUAUCCAGUUUUAGUGGGUUGGAGUUGGAUCAGCAAAAUGGAGGCUGCAGCAGCGACACCUGUCCCUGCUCAAGUUGUUGGAAAUGCUUUUGUGCAGCAGUAUUAUCAUAUACUGCACCAUUCUCCUGGACUGGUUUUUAGGUUUUAUCAAGAUACAAGCAAGCUUGGGCGACCUGAAGAUGAUGGCUCAAUGAGCAUCACGACAACAAUGGAAGCAAUCAAUGAUAAGAUUCUUUCGCUAAACUAUGGGGACUUCAGAGCGGAGAUUAAGUCCGUGGAUUCGCAAGAAUCCUUCAAUGGGGGAGUGCAUGUCCUUGUGACUGGAUAUUUGACUGGGAAAGACAACCUGAUCCGGAAUUUCUCUCAAACCUUCUUCCUAGCACCACAAGACCGAGGAUACUUUGUUUUGAAUGACAUGUUUCGAUAUGUUGAGAGUGUCAAUCAACAUGACACUGCCCAGGUCCCUGCCAUUGAUGUGGUGGCUCCUGUGGCUCCUGAACAAGAUCCCCCUCCAGUGCAGCAGAAUCACAUUUCCAAGCAGAGCGCACCAUCAGUGGAGGAAGCUAAUGAGGGAGAAGUUUACAAUCCACCUGAGAAUGGUGACGUGCCUGUUGAAGAGGAAGUUUCUGUCGCCAAGGUUGUUGAUGGAAUGCAAGACAACUCUCAAAUGGUAGUUGAGUCUAACAUCAAAAAUGAAGAUGCUCCUAAGCUGUCAUAUGCCUCAAUUGUCAUGCAUCUCAAGGAAAGUGCUGGUAGUUUUUCUCCUCCUCCAGCACCUGCUCCUCAGAAGCCCAUGGCAGAGAGUGUUGAGCAAGUGAAUCAACCUCCUAUAACAGCAGCUGAUCGCCCAGCUUCCAACUCAAAUUCUGUUGAUAACACAAAUAACCAUGAGGGAGAAGCGACUGAUGGCUAUUCGAUCUACAUAAAAGGAUUGCCUCCGACUGCAACUGUUGCUUUACUUGCAGACGAGUUCAAGAAGUUUGGGCCCAUCAAGAACGGAGGCAUUCAAGUCAAAAACAACAGAGUAUUGGAACAGGGAUACUCUUUUGGUUUUGUGGAAUUUGAGGAGGCAAGUGCCUUGCGAAAAGCUAUUGAGGCAUCUCCAAUUUUAAUUGGUGGACGCCAAGCUAUUGUUGAGGAGAAGAAAUCUACAAAUUCUCGAGGUAACUUUAGAGGUAGAUUUGUUCCAUCUGGAAGGGGUUCUGGUUACAGGAAUGAUGGAGUAAGAGGUCGAGGAAACUAUGGAGGUGGCGGCAGGGGUUACACUCGAGGUGAUUUUGGUGGAAGAAGUGAGUUUAACAACAGAGGUGGCCACCGCGGAUGGUCAUCAUAUCGUGGGGGUGAUGGAUACCAGCGAACUGAUAACCAUGGUGGCUAUGUUGUGCGAAUGAAUCGUGGUGGGAGGAUGCCUAAUGGAAAUUUUGAUACACCUGAAAUGUAGUAGCUUCAGUCUAUAUGAGAGCUGAUUUUAGUAGUUUCGUCGUUUGACAUUGGCAUUUCUAACAUUUGACGUCCCGGGUAGAAGAAGUUUUGUCAGGAGCUAUGGUAUUUUUGUAAGUGUGUGCUCUUUUUGCUGAUUUUCAGCUCCCUAACUUUCCCUUUGAUUGGUAUAGGUGGGGUAGGAAUUGACUUAAGUAGCUUUUGCUAUGUGGUAUAUAGAGUAACUAAGUCCCCAGGAAGAAAUUGUUCAGUCACUUUUACUCAUUGUAUCAGUUGAAUCAUUAGAAUUGUGGAAAUGAGUUAAUAUUAGCCUUUAAAUCUCU